Messenger RNA from Mercurialis annua (annual mercury), 747 nucleotides. Its product is annotated as putative E3 ubiquitin-protein ligase SINA-like 6. Bases 1 to 747 code for a protein of 248 amino acids. The record is from RefSeq and is a predicted model, not a curated record. Lineage: Eukaryota; Viridiplantae; Streptophyta; Magnoliopsida; Malpighiales; Euphorbiaceae. The transcript has 3 exons.
AUGGAUCCAUCAAGUUCUAAUUCUAAUGUUGGACAAAGUCGAUCCGAUAAUAGUGUCUCUUCAUUUGAUCUUGAAUUACUUGACUGCUCGAUUUGCUACGAGCCUUUAACAAUUCCUAUUACGCAAUGUGUGAAUGGUCAUACUACUUGCUCCACAUGCUCUGAUAAACUUGAGAAAUGUCCUUAUUGUGAAUUACCUAUUGGGGCGAUACGGAAUCUGGCCUUCGAAAAAAUCAUUCAGUCGGUAAAGUUCAAUUGUCGAUAUAAGAGCUGUCCUGUCGUUGGCUCAUCUGAAAUUAUUUAUGCUCACUAUAAAAUGAUGCAUAAUUACUUUGUUACUAAUUUUGAUUAUGAUAGCAAUUUUGUUGUUUCGCUUAGAGUUGAUUCUGAAUCUUUUGUUGUUUUACAAGAGAACAAAUCCAUUGAUGUAUUUGUUUUGAACAACAAAUCAGAAUCUCUUAGAAACGUUUUAACAUUGUGGCGUCUUGGACUGUCAUCAAGGAGCCACUGCCAUUACGUUAUUGAAAUAAAAUUUAGUGAUUCUUGCAUCAAGUUUGAAUCUAUUGCUGACAAUAUUCAAUCUGUUGAAACUUAUACUAACUAUUUGUUAGGGCUUUUUGUUGACAGAAAUCAUACAUCUGUUGCUGAUUGUUUCACAAAUUUGGUUAUCAUCGUGUAUGCUGAUACUUCAAUGCUUCCAGACCCCUUACAAGACGAUUCAGAUUUUGAUAUCUGGAAUCACAAAUAA